AUGGAGAAGUCUCAAGUCGACCACGUUGAAGGCCUUGAGCCCCAGGUUUGCCGUGAGGAAGCGUCAUGGGCAAAACUAAUCCCAGGUGGAUACUCCCCUUCUCGAUGCAUGAAGCUUCGUGGCCGACCCAUGAUAAAUGCCAUUUUGCUUCUCGCCGGCACCUCGAUCAUGUUCUUUGGUUACGACUCCUCAUGCAUGAGCCAAGUCGAUACAAAUGCCAACUACUUGCGAUAUAUGGGGACCGACUCGGGCUCGGCACGCGAUUCUGCUGCGGUAGGAAGAUUGGUCAGUCUUUGGUUCGGGGGGUUUGGCAUAGGUGCAAUUCUUGUCGGUUGCCUUGCAGAUGAAAUCGGUCGGCUGAAGUGCAUACAACUCGGUUGUAUUUGGGCUAUUGUUGGUUGUGCGCUUCAGGCAUCUGCGCAGAACUUUACUUGGAUGGCCUUCGCACGUAUCAUUGGAGGUGUUGGGUGUGGACAUUUGAAUACCAUUGUGCCAAUUUGGACAUCGGAGUUAGCCGACUCUCGUGAUCGCGGUGCAUUUGUCGCUGUGCAGUUUACUUUGGCUCUUACAGGAGGUACUAUUGUGUAUUGGACAGAAUAUGCAUGUCUCAAGACGCAAAGUCUUGCAUUCGCAUGGCGCUUUCCCCUCGCCUUACAACUCAUUUUCCUGUUCUUCAUCCUCUUCGCAACCCCGUUCUACCCCGAGUCGCCUCGUCAUUUAGUCAGAAUAGGUCGAGUCUCAGAAGCACGGGAUAUAAUGACAAGGACACGCAGACACACAGUGGAAACAGAGAUCGAGCGCGAGUUGGCAGAGAUCGUUGCAGCGAUUCGCCUCGAAGCCAAUGAGCCCCCACCUUCGAUGUGGAAAACAUUCACCACUCGCGAUAAACUGCAUACGCGACGCCGGAUCAUGCUAGGUGCAGGUGUUCAAAUUAUGCAGAAGUUUACUGGCAUUGACUUUAUCUCUACCUAUGCGCCGGAAAUGUUUUCCUUGGCCGGCUACACGGGUGAUAAGCCUGCUUUACUGGCUGGAGGCAACUUCUUUGGUUACACGGCUAGCUUGGCGCUAGCGAUCUAUCUUUGCGACCGACUGGGUCGUCGUCGGCUGAUGUUGAUAGGGUCCUCUUCCAUGUUUGUGGUGUUGAUUGCAGGCGGGAUCUUGGCCCAUGAAGUAAUUUCCAAGGCUGACACGGACCCCGACUUAUCCUCACGAUGUGGCGCCGGCGUUGCAGCUGUGCUUUAUCUGUACUCUUUCAUAUAUGGAAGCACCUGGCUUACGACUUGCUGGGUUUAUCCAACAGAAAUUUUCCCGCUAGUCAGUCGAGCGAAAGGGACUGCGGCAGCUACAGUGGCAUUUUCUUUGGCGGGUGGAAUAAUCAAUGAGAUUGUUCCGUACCUCAUUAAUGCUGUUUCAUAUUGGGUCUUUAUCAUCUUUGCUCUUUUGAACUUGGUGAUGCUUGUCCCCAUAUAUUUGUUCUAUAUUGAAACGGCCAACCGGCACUUGGAAGACCUCGACUUUCUGUUUGCCCAUGACAGUCCAUUUUUCUGGCAUGCUGAACGUGCUUUCGCGAGUAGAAAGAUCCAGGAAGCUGCCGCCGACGAGAAAUUCAACCAAGGGGGCAUUAUUGCUGAAGGUGAUUUGAAAGUUUAA
Messenger RNA from Penicillium pulvis, 1650 nucleotides. RefSeq lists its product as uncharacterized. Lineage: Eukaryota; Fungi; Ascomycota; Eurotiomycetes; Eurotiales; Aspergillaceae. Gene Ontology annotation, biological process: carbohydrate transport; transmembrane transport. Gene Ontology annotation, molecular function: carbohydrate:proton symporter activity. The record is from RefSeq and is a predicted model, not a curated record. Bases 1 to 1650 code for a protein of 549 amino acids. The transcript is spliced from 6 exons. Gene Ontology annotation, cellular component: membrane.